Messenger RNA from Monopterus albus (swamp eel), 465 nucleotides. RefSeq names its product myosin, light chain 7, regulatory (gene myl7). The record is from RefSeq and is a predicted model, not a curated record. Lineage: Eukaryota; Metazoa; Chordata; Actinopteri; Synbranchiformes; Synbranchidae. Gene Ontology annotation, molecular function: calcium ion binding. The transcript is spliced from 6 exons. The coding region runs from base 16 to 465 and encodes 149 amino acids.
UCCAAUGUCUUCUCCAUGUUCGAACAGUCCCAGAUACAGGAGUUCAAGGAGGCUUUUGGCUGCAUUGACCAAGACAGAGAUGGUGUUAUAAAAAAACAGGAAAUGAAGGAGACCUAUGCACAGCUGGGGAAACUUAAUGUUAAAGAUGAGGAGUUGGAAGAGAUGUUGAAUGAAGGCAAGGGUCCCAUAAACUUCACAGUGUUCCUGACUCUUUUUGGGGAGAAACUCAAUGGUACCGAUCCUGAAGACACCAUACUGGCUGCCUUCAAACUGUUUGACCCUAAUGGGACGGGUUUUGUUAAUAAGGAUGAAUUUAAACGGUUACUGAUGAACCAGGCUGAUAAAUUCACAGCAGAAGAGGUGGAUCAGGCCUUUGCUCUGGCUCCCAUUGACCCAAGCGGCAACAUUGACUACAAGUCACUCUGCUACAUCAUCACUCAUGGAGAUGAGAAGGAAGAAUCCUAA